Molecule: messenger RNA, 2877 nt
Organism: Phaeodactylum tricornutum CCAP 1055/1
Lineage: Eukaryota; Bacillariophyta; Bacillariophyceae; Surirellales; Neidiaceae
Product: CULlin protein 4
Exons: 2
Coding region: 215-2680 (821 amino acids)
Biological process (GO): ubiquitin-dependent protein catabolic process; protein ubiquitination
Cellular component (GO): cullin-RING ubiquitin ligase complex
Molecular function (GO): ubiquitin protein ligase binding
Source: RefSeq, a predicted model, not a curated record
CGGGAGGUAUCGGCGACUCGAACAACAGGACGGAAUCGGGAGACAAGAUUUCGCCACUAGUCCUAGAAAUCCCUCCGUGUUCGGUCCUAGUGGAUAUUUAAAGCUAUAGACUCGUUUGUAUCAUUUACAAACAAGUGGUGUGCGGUAAGGAGACUACGGUUGCCGUCGCCCUCUCGCGUUUCCGUCCGUCCGAGACUUCCAGAGGCUUGGUGCAAUGCCACGCAACAAGAGUCUGCUCAAAGGCGGUCAUACGUCUCGCAAGAUCGUUAUUCGACCAUACAGUAAGCCUCCAACGCUUCCAGAGAACUACUACGAUGAUACGGUCCGAUCGUUGUUGCAGUCGAUUUCGGAGGCUUCGUCGCACCGGACCUUUACUGGCACCGCGCCUUCCCCGAACUCUACCGGUGUGAGUCUUCAGAAUGCCUACAAAGCAGUAGUGUACUUGGUCAGUCACCAGUACGGCCCGCGAUUGUAUCGAGAUCUUAUGGAUCAUAUGAAGCAGGUGGCUGCUCGAAUCCUUCCAGAAGAAAGAGAGGCUUCCGCGUCGCGAGCAUCCCUCUUGAUGUACAUCCCGAAGCAGUACCAGCUUUACCUCGAGUACCUCUUGCUGUGCAAGCACGUCUUUCUGCCACUGGACCGGACGCAUGCCUGGCAACCCGAAACCAAAACAGUCGUUGUUGCAUCGACACAGACUCCCGGCGGUCUCUUGACUUUAUGGCAAGUAGGCCUCGAAAUGUUGCAAACCAGAAUGCAGGAGUUGACUCUCGAUCGGGAGCUUUACCAAGAAUGGCUCGCUGCCCUUUUGCAAGAUUGGAAUCCAGCAUCCAACAAUAAUCUCGAUGCGGCCAAUCGACAAGAUCUACAAUCAGUCUGGUAUCUGUGGCAGGACUUGGGGCAACUUGCUGUCCUCCCCCUACAGGAGGAUUUGGAAGAAUAUUGGAAAAAUCAGAGCCAGCAAAUGAUGGAGGGCUACCGUGCCGGAUCCUUUCUCCAGUUUGCGUACGAUAAGCAUGUACACGUGACCAUUUGGCAACCGUGGCUUCCCUCGCAGUGGCUCAGGUCGGUUCUAGAAAACUGCUUCUUUCAACCGCAUCUCAAUGACCAAUACUUGCUGAAACCAGAGAACUUGCAUCCGAUUCUGCAGUCCGAAUUGUUUGCAAUCAAAACCGUUGUGGGGGUAUCGUCUACAGCGAUGGAAAAGCUGUCCUCGACACAACAGCUCUGGACUCUUGCGGGGCGUAUUGCCGGGGGACAGCGUCUGGUGGCGACGAGUAUUGCCAAUUUUGCCAAAACCCAGGGCCUCGCCUGCGUUCAGCCAGCGGUGGAACUCUCUGACGGUGCAGGUAAGGCAGCGGCGGGACAACAUAUUUUGGACAAAUCACCAAUUCCAGCUACGAACAAUGUACAAAUUGUAUCCGACUUGCUGGAUACACAGCAGCGAAUAUCACGUUUGAUUCAGAGUCUGCCUCACGGUCCGGAGUUGAUUAUUCUGAAAAAUGUUUGGGAGGAAGUUCUCAACGUGGAAACAACCCCAGCACUAGCCGAGCUCUUGGCGAAAUUCCUGGAUCAAAUCUUGCGAUCAAAUAAGAAAAUGGAUCAGUAUCAGUCUGAAUCAGAGCAAUGGUUGCAGCGCAUCAUUUCCGGACUGUUCAUCCCGUUGCAGGCUAAAGACAUUUUUGAGGCGUUCUAUAAGCGAGAUCUCGCGAAACGGUUACUUUGGAAUCGCGUCGUCAAUAUGGAUGUAGAAAAACAGGUUUGUUCGUUACUAAAGGCCGAGUGCGGCGCCGGAUUUACGUCCAAGAUGGAAGGAAUGUUCCAGGACGUUGACUGGAGUCGGGAGACAAUGAUGGUAUAUAAGCAGUCCACGGCCGACAUUUUACCAACUGAGAAUUCAGUGGAGAUGGAAGCACAAGUUCUGACAACUGGUUUCCUGCCUCGUAUUCCAGGUUACUGGCCAGUGUACCCUCAGUAUCCUAACUUACAUUUACCUGAAUCACUCAAAGAACCUCAGGAGCGGUUUGGAAAUCAUUACAAGAUCAAGUACCAAGGCCGUCGUAUGACCUGGCAGUACGCGUUGGGUCAUUGCGUUGUGCGCAGCUCGGGUUUCCCCAAAACGUACGAAUUUGUCGUUAGUUUGUGUCAAGCGCUGGUUCUAAUUCAGUUUGAAGAGGCCGACACCAAAUUGUCAUUGCCAACACUAAUGCAGGCUAUUGGAUUAGAAGACCGUGACGAAAUGGAACGAGUCUUGCAGUCGCUGGCUUUGGGGAAGGAUGGUACGCGCAUUUUGAGGAAACUAGAUUAUGAUUCGGAGCCAAACAAGAAAAAAAAGAUCCGGAUGAAUGUGGACAACCGGGACGAAUUCACAAUCAAUCGCAAGUUUGAAUCCAAUCAGCGACGUAUCCGUAUCAACAAUAUCAUGAUGAAAGAGUCCAAAGAAGAACGAGAAAAGACAGUGGAAGCGGUUUCGCGGGAUCGUCUCUACUUGAUCGACGCUGUUCUCGUACGAAUCAUGAAAGCUCGCAAGACCAUUUUACAUCAAACCUUGAUUCCUCAAGUGGUGGAGCAAGUCAAGGUACCCGCCCAACCCGGUGACAUCAAGCAACGCAUUGAGUCUUUGAUUGAGCGAGAAUACAUGGAGCGUGAUGCCAAAGAUCGAAACCGCUACAACUAUUUAGCUUAACGCAAGUCUUGCUAUUGCUUAAAGAUGCGGCAUCCUCUGGCAUGCAAGGAAUCCGCAAGGUCUCAAGUUUAUGGCACCAAUGCUGGAAUAUCAUACGAGUUGAAAGUGAACCAACAACCAUUCUUCAGCUGAUGGUUAUUGAUCAAAACACGAUUUUGAUGCAGUGUAUAAUAUAUAGUGAGCUUGUCUCUUGGCUG